GUCCUAUUGUACUUGUCCUGCUUUGCCGAAGUAUCAGGGACGUACUUCGCGAUUCUCCUGCGCUUCGACACUAUUACCUCCUACAUGCUCAACUCGAACUUGGCUAAGCCCCUGCGUGUGGGUCUUAUUGGCGCUGGCCGCAUCGGUAAAGUGCACGCGCGAAGUCUACAGCGCGCUGGCGCCGUCAUCGUCGUGGUGUGUAUACAUUAGUGGUGUCUGAUUAAUGGUGGCUCACUUCGGCGACUACGCACAGAUCGCUGACCCCGUGGGCAACGUGGCGGAGACUGUGGCUGCACAGUUCGGCAUCGAGCACUGGACCAAGAACGCGUCCGACGUCUUCACCACCGAUAUUGACGCCGUCGUCAUCUGCUCCCCGACGGCCCUGCACGCUGAGCACAUUAUUGAGGCAGCACAGCACAAGAAGCAUAUUUUCUGCGAGAAACCCGUCGAUUUCAGCGUCGACGUCGUCAACAAGGCCAUCAAGGCGGCGGACGACGCUGGCGUGAAGCUCAUGAUCGGAUUCAAUCGUCGCUUCGAUGCUAACUUUGCCCGCAUCAAGCAGGCCAUUGACCGCGAUGAAAUCGGCAAGGUUAAUAUGCUGCGUAUUACUAGCCGCGACCCUGGUGCUCCGCCAAUUGAGUACGUUAAGGUGUCGGGCGGGCUCUUCUGUGAUAUGACAAUCCAUGACUUCGAUAUGGCGCGCUUCUUGAUCGGCGAUGAGGUGGAGGAGGUCUACGCUAUGGCGCAGAGUAUCAACCCGGACAUUGCAGCAGCGGGCGACAUCGACACGGCCGUGGUGCUACUCAAGUUCCGCAACGGUGUGAUCUGCUACAUUGAGAACAGUCGCGAGGCAGCGUAUGGUUACGACCAGCGGGUGGAGGUGCUUGGAUCCAAGGGAUCGGUGGCUUGUGACAACAAGCACUCGAAUCAAGUCGUGGUGUCUACGAGCGAGAGUGUGCGUCGUGACUUGCCGCUGCAUUUCUUCUUGGAACGCUACAUGGACGCUUAUGUUGCGGAGAUGGAAGCAUUCAUCCGUGUAUGCACCACGGGUGCAGCAGUUCCUGUGGGUGGCGACGCUGGUCGUGAGGCUCUGUUGCUGGCUCUUGCUGCGAACAAGUCUCUGGCUGAGAACCGCCCUGUAAAGGUCGACGAGCUGCGGUAGCUUGCCUAAUAAUGGCUUCCGUUUACGCUGAUCGACUGCCUAGAUGCUAGGUUGCUUCCUUUUUGUGUUGUAGAAACGAUCUGGAUAUGAUCAUAAACUCAAUCGAAACAAAAAACAACUAGAGAGCAGACACGAUUCAUUUCUUGUGUCAUCCAUCUGUAGUCACACUACAGUGGGUCUCUCCGUUUUUGAAGUUGGUCC
This is a messenger RNA of Phytophthora nicotianae INRA-310, 1363 nucleotides long. RefSeq lists its product as hypothetical. Lineage: Eukaryota; Oomycota; Peronosporomycetes; Peronosporales; Peronosporaceae. Gene Ontology annotation, molecular function: oxidoreductase activity; nucleotide binding. Gene Ontology annotation, cellular component: cytoplasm. The record is from RefSeq and is a predicted model, not a curated record. Bases 224 to 1162 code for a protein of 312 amino acids. The transcript has 2 exons. Gene Ontology annotation, biological process: NADPH regeneration.